Messenger RNA from Oldenlandia corymbosa var. corymbosa, 1308 nucleotides. NCBI's taxonomy places the organism in Eukaryota, Viridiplantae, Streptophyta, Magnoliopsida, Gentianales, Rubiaceae. The record is from the annotation of a GenBank genome assembly.
AUGGCGAGGCCUCUCCGGGUUGCAGUUAUUGGAGCAGGUGUUGGCGGCCUCGUGGCGGCGCGCGAGCUUAAAAAAGACAGUCACAAGGUUGUGGUUUAUGAGAAAUCCGAUCGGAUUGGAGGAGUAUGGGUGUACGAUCCUAGGGUUGAGGAGGAUCCGUUAGGUUGCGACCCGAAUAGAGAAAUCGUUCACAGUAGUCUCUAUGGUUCCGUUAGGACAACCAUCCCUAGUGACAUUAUGGGAUUCUCCGAUUAUCCCUUUAACGUAACAAGCGAUGUAAAUGGUGGUAUUCUUAAGGAAUUUCCGAGCCAUGAAGAGGUAUUACAAUUCUUGAACAAUUUUGUUCGAGAUUUCGGGCUUAUGGAUUUGAUUCGGAUUAGUACACAAGUGGUUCGAGUUGAGCAAGUAAUGGAGUAUGGACCUUGGAUCGUUGAAGGGAGACAAGAAAUCAAUGGAGUGAUUUUCAGUUCGGAGGAAUACUAUGACGCAGUUGUGGUCUGUAACGGCCAUUUCACACAACCAAAACUACCUCAACUUCAAGGAAUCGAGAAAUGGCCCGGAAAACAAAUCCAUAGUCAUAACUAUCGAGUUCCAAAGCCAUUUGAAAACAAGAUUGUAGCUGUAAUUGGUUAUGGACCAAGUGCACACGAUAUCUUGCUGGAAAUUUCCAAAGUGGCAGAAGAAGUUCAUAUGUCGUCUAGAACGCCUAGUAUUGCGUCCAAGAAAUUGGAAAACUACCAUAACAUAUGGCUGCAUCCAAAGAUAGUAUAUUGUUAUAAAAAUGGUGAUAUUUCUUUUCAAGAUGGAACAAUGAUCCGCGCAGAUGCUAUUAUUCAUUGUACCGGAUACAAGUAUGCAUUCCCUUUUCUUAGAACAAAUGGUGUCAUAACAAUUGAUGAUAAUCGAGUCGGACCUUUGUAUAAGCACAUCUUCCCUCCAAAAUUGGCACCUUCACUUUCUUUUGUGGGAAUACCAAACAUGGCAAACAAUUUUCUUAUGAUGGAAAUACAAGCAAAGUGGAUAGUAUCUGUUCUAUCUGGCAAGAGCAAUUUGCCAUCCGAAGAAGAGAUGUUGGCAGAUGUUGAAGAACAUUACAAACAGAUGAAGAAUAAGGGAAUUCCAGGGCAUCACACUCAUAAACUUCCAUCAAACCAGUUCGAAUACAUAGACUGGGUUGCUGCUCAGGCUGGAUUACCACCAAUAGAUGACGAAAUAAAAAAGACAACGGAAAGAUUAUUAAGCGUUUGGGGUGAUUCAUGGAUUGGAUACAGGGAGAGAUAUAUUGAACUUACAAUGAAGACUCGAUGA